AUGGGGACUUCGUUUCGUUAUGAACACUAAACCGAUAGAUAAUAAGGCUGCUUGACGAAAGGUCGCAACAGAGAAUAGUUUCUUCUCCGACGAACUGCAGACUUGCACGGCGCAAUGUUCUUCGAUUGCGUCUAUACAGAGUUCGCGCCACGAUCUCACUGUCGCCGCCGCCGCCAUCGCGGCGAGCGGACCGUUUCUGCCGGCGCCUCACCGGGCCGCCGGUUGACGCACUUGCCAAAUUUGACGACAUCCCAAAGAAGAAGUCACGUAAAGUGCGGCCAGGUUUGGCGAUAUCGCACAUAAGCUUGUCGCCAACGCGGAAACUGAACCAGCCUUACACCAUGGGUGCUUCUCAGCAUCUCAGCAACGAGGACUUCUUCUCGCAGCUGUCUUCUCUCCUAGAGUCGACGCAAAAGAAGGGUCAUGGCUCCGUUUACCUGACCCAGAAACGAUGUAUAACGUUUAACACAUCGUCUUCAUCGCCGUCCGUCACACCAGCAAAGAUCGCGGAUGAUCCACUAUGGGAUUUGCACCCGCCGAAUCCGCUUCCGCUCAUCGUGCGCGCAACCGAUGGCAAGAGCCACAAGCUUGGCCCGGAAGGAGCCAAGGACCGGACGAAGAAUGCUGGAAAGACUAGAUUGAGUACGAUCGUUCAGCCGGAGAAGAUGGAAGCCUUCUUCGCUCGGUAUGCCGAAGUAUGUAAGGCUGGUAUGCAAAGCUUAAAGAAGAGGGACCGAAGCAAGCGGAAGAAGGACAAAAGCAAGAAGCAGAAGAAGAAGGGUCCCGGUGCCGCUGCAGCUGCGGAUGGGAAGACUUGAACGGUGCAAGCCCAGAUGCUCGAUCGAGGAAAGCACGACAUCUCGCAGCGUGUGGUUCGAGCCUCCAGCAGGCUCAGCGGCGAGGACCGCCACCGAUCAGCUAUCGCACCCACCAGAGGGU
This is a messenger RNA of Baudoinia panamericana UAMH 10762, 939 nucleotides long. RefSeq lists its product as uncharacterized. Gene Ontology annotation, molecular function: endoplasmic reticulum signal sequence receptor activity; 7S RNA binding. Gene Ontology annotation, biological process: SRP-dependent cotranslational protein targeting to membrane. The record is from RefSeq and is a predicted model, not a curated record. NCBI's taxonomy places the organism in Eukaryota, Fungi, Ascomycota, Dothideomycetes, Mycosphaerellales, Teratosphaeriaceae. The transcript is spliced from 3 exons. Gene Ontology annotation, cellular component: signal recognition particle, endoplasmic reticulum targeting. Bases 342 to 818 code for a protein of 158 amino acids.